ACUUAGCAAUGGAAACUUGUUUGGUUAGAUGCUCGCAUGGAGGAAGUACUCUUUUCAGAGCCCUCAAACCUCCUCUCAGUAUGAAGCUUCCCAACUCCCUUUCCUUCAUGGCUAUCCACACUGAUGGAGGGAGGUCGAUUAAGAGAGCAUACGAUGCAUUGUUGUUGGAUGCGGGAGGUACCCUUUUGCAGUUGGCAAAGCCUGUCGGAGAGACUUACGCCACCAUCGGCAGUAAAUACGGUUUGUCUGCAACAUCAGCUGAAAUAAAGCAAGGAUUUAAGAGAGCUUUUGCUGCUCCGUGGCCUGAGAAGCUCCGCUACCAGGGAGAUGGGAGGCCAUUUUGGAAAUUGGUUGUUUCUGAAGCCACUGGUUGUGCUGAUGAUGAUUAUUUUGAAGAAGUUUAUGAGUACUAUGCAAAAGGUGAUGCAUGGCGUCUUCCAGAUGGAGCUUAUGAAACAAUAGCCCUUCUCAAGGAUGCUGGAGGUCAUAUUCCUAAAGUGUUCUCCAUUGCUAGUGCUUAUGGAGUCUAUUGUUUUCGAUUUUUUUCUUGUUAUUUCUUUAUUUCUAACAUGAUUGCCUGUGACACAGUUAAGGUGGCUGUUGUGUCCAAUUUUGACACCCGCCUUAGGAAGUUGUUGAAGGACCUCAAUGUUUUAGAUCUGUUUGAUGCUGUUAUCAUAUCUUCAGAGGUUGGAUAUGAAAAACCAGACAUAAAGAUAUUUAAAGCUGCUUUAGAUCAAGUCCAUGUUGAGGCUGGCAAAACAGUACACGUUGGAGAUGAUCAAAAGGCAGAUAAAGUGGGGGCCAAUUCCAUUGGAAUUGAAUGCUGGUUAUGGGGAGUUGAUAUAAAGACAUUCUCUGACAUAGGAAGCCGCAUCCUCAUUUCUGAGUCGUAGCUUCCACGGAUUUAAGUACCAUACUGCAUAUUUUCUUGCAAGUAAUUUAAGUUUCUUCAAUCCUCUUUUGUUCAUCGUCUUUCUGCAUGGCAACUGGCUUUUUGAACUCUUCAGUACUUCCUAUUUUAACAUUUGCAUUGCUUUAUCAAAAAUUGUGGACCUGACCUGACCUGAAUGUUUAGUAAUAUGUUGCAGGAGUGGUGGUGUGAUAACAACUUAACAAAUUGGAUAUAUUUUUAAGGAAUAAUUUGGAAACUUUUCUCUUGAACAAGCUUGUUGUAUAAUCCCCCUACUAUUAUUAGAUUUGCGGAUACACACAAUGCAGAUUUUUGUUGAGUUUGGAUUUGAUGGAUUACAUUGCUGACA
Molecule: messenger RNA, 1262 nt
Organism: Corylus avellana
Lineage: Eukaryota; Viridiplantae; Streptophyta; Magnoliopsida; Fagales; Betulaceae
Product: Haloacid dehalogenase-like hydrolase (HAD) superfamily protein
Source: RefSeq, a predicted model, not a curated record